AUGUCGGGGCGAAGUUCCACCACGAACUUCCGCAACAGAACAGGCUCUCAUGGAGCACGCGAUCUGAUCGCCGGGCACACGAGAAGCUCUAGAAGGCUUUCGCAGAUGCACCAGAACAUACUGCAUCCUCAGCUGCAAGUGAUGGUGGAGCAGUGGCAGAUGAGAGAACGGUAGGCGGAAACUGAAUUGUGCUCGAUAGGGAUGGAAAACAGGCGAUUUUAGGCGCCUGUUCUGCAUCCCAUUUUCAUUCUUGAUGAUCACUGCGGUUUCCUCAUUUCAGUCCAUCUCUGGAAACCGAGAACGGAAAGGGAUCAUUGCUUUUGGAGACGGAAGGCAUCGCCGACGUCAUUGAAAUCGCUCCGCAAGGGGAAGUGAUCAGUAUUGUGUUUCCUUGGUUUCUGGCCAACGUGCGCACCACUCUCGACAUUAAGCUCUCUGAGUUCAAAAACUUGCUCUUCGAUCAAAUCGCUCCAAUGAAAUGGUCGGGAUUCUCGACAAAACCGCAAGAUUACGUGUUCAGACAACUCAACAAUUUCGGAGAAAUCGAAGUUAUUUUCAAUGACGACGUAAGAUCUGACUAGUGUGAGAAAAACGAGAAAACGGCAAACUUGUUGUUUCAGCAACCACUGUCAAAACUCGAUUUGCACGGAACAUUCCCAAUGCUCUUUUUGCUUCAACCGGACGGAAUGAACAGGGACAAAGAGUUGAUGCGAGAUAUCAGUCACUGUUUGGGAUACUCUUUGGAUAAGCUGGAAGACAGUCUGGACGAAGAGCUACGGCAGUUCCGUGCUUCUCUCUGGACGCGCACAAAAAGAACUUGCCUGAAUCGAGGACUGGAGGGAACCAGUCAUUACGCGUUCCCCGAAGAACAGUUCCUUUGUGUCGCCGAGCAGUGUCCCAAAGAUUUAGACUCGAAAGUGAAAGGUAUGAGAAGAAAUUCUGACCUUUUCGUCGAAAAGAGUCUUCGAGAAAACAUUAUUUCAGCCGCCAACCUGAACUACCAGUUGUUCUGGAGAAAACGAAAAGCAGAAAUUCAGGGAGUUUGCGAAAAGAUGCUUAAAGUUGAGAUAAAGUUCAACUGCGACUUCACCCCGCAAACUUUGCUGCACGAAUUCCUUCGCGAGAUCAACCGUCUGAACGUGCUGGACAUUGAAGAUCCGGCUGACGAAGGAUGGAUUCUGCAGCUGGCCGGACGAACGACGUACAUGACGAACCCAGAUGUCAGACUAACCUCGUAUGAUGUGAGUUACGGAAAAAUAGAGCUUGAAAGGAGCUUGAAAGGAACACAUUUUUCAUUUAGGGAGUUCGUUCCGAAUUGGAAAGCUAUCGCUCCCCUGGAUUCGUUGUCCGCCGCGCAUCACUCGUUUUAAAGGAUUUUGUUCGUCCGAAGCCCCUCUACGAACCCCAUUACGUGCGUGCUCACGAGCGGAAACUGGCACUUGAUGUUCUGAGCGUUUCAAUAGAUGUAACUCCGAAGCAGAACAAGAACAGCGACAAAGUGCUCACCGACUUUCGACCGACUGCUUCUCUGAAACAAGUGUCUCUUUGGGAUCUCGAUGCUAAUCUAAUGAUCCGACCCGUCACUGUCACUGGCUUUGAUUUUCCGGUCGAAUCGGAAAUCUACGUGAGAAUGGACUUCACAGUGUACGUGGGAACUCUUGUGCUCGCCACGAAGUCAUCCACGAAAGUGAACGCACAGUUCUCGAAAUGGAAUAAGGAAAUGUACACUUUCGAUUUGUAUAUGAAGGACAUGCCGCCCUCGGCCGUUCUGAACGUCCGCGUCUACUACGGAAAAGUGCGUCUGAAUAGUCCGGAAGCUGAAGUUGGAUGGGUGAAUAUGUCACUGACGGACUGGCGAGACGAGCUAAGGCAAGGGACGUUCACAUUCAAUCUGUGGGCUCCCGAACCGACGGCGAACAGAAGUCGAAUCGGAGAGAACGGAGCACGCAUCGGAACGACCGCGGCCGUGACAAUAGAGAUUUCCAAUUACGGCGGAAGGGUUCGGAUGCCGAGUCAGGGACAAUACACGUAUCUUGUGGAUCAUCGGAGCAGCUGGACAGAGACUGUGAACAUUGUGGGCGACGACUACGAAGCAUGCAUUCGGGAGCCAGGAUACAAACUGCUCAUGCAACUUGUGAAGAAGCACGAACAAGGAACCGCGCUGGACAGCGAUGAGCAGAAGCACGUGUGGAAUUGGAGGAGAUACAUUCAGAAGCAGGAACCCGACUUGCUCACCGUAAUCUCGGAACUCAAGUUCGUGUGGACAGACCGAGAGAACUUCUCGGAACUGUAUGUUAUGCUCGAGCGAUGGAGGCCUCCGAGUGUCGCCGCUGCGUUGACAUUGCUCGGAAAACGGUGUACAGAUCGAGUCAUCAGAAAGUUCGCUGUUGAGAAGCUCGACGAGCAACUCACUCCAACCACAUUCCAUCUCUUCAUCCUGCCGCUCAUACAGGCGCUGAAGUACGAGCCACGUGCUCAAUCCGAAGUCGGAAUGAUGCUGCUCACGCGUGCUCUCAGCGAUUAUCGUGUCGGACACCGUCUCUUCUGGCUUCUUCGCGCAGAAAUCGGACGUCUCAGGUAGAACACUCGCACCGAGUUUGUAUACACUCAAUGAUUUCAGAGACUGCGAAAUGAAAAGUGAAGAAUUCCGUCGUAUCUCGCUUCUGAUGGAGGCCUAUCUGCGUGGAAACGAGGAGCACAUCAAGACGAUCAUCCGACAGGUCGACAUGGUUGACGAGCUCACACGGAUCAGCACUCUUGUCAAAGGACUUUCGAAGGAGGCGGCGAGAGCGAAGCUUCGAGAAGAGCUGCGAUCAAUCCGUUACAAGAUGGAGAACAUGGACUCACCGCUGGAUCCAGUUUACAAACUCGGAGAGCUUCAGUAUGGAGACACCUUUCCCCGCAAUUCGAACUCUUUCUUUCCAGUAUCGAAAAGGCGAUCGUGCUGGGAAGUGCCAAGCAGCCUCUUCGACUUGUCUGGAAGAACAAAAAUCCGAAGAGCGACCUCCAUUUGCCGUACUGCGAAAUGAUCUUCAAGAAUGGAGAUGGUAAUCGUUUAAAUGAAAGAUCUCGCCUAAUCCCGGCAGUUCAGACCUUCGCCAGGAUAUGCUUGUUCUCCAAGUGCUCGAAGUGAUGGACAACAUCUGGAAAGCAGCCAACAUCGACUGCUGCCUCAGCCCGUACGCCGUUCUUCCAAUGGGCGAAAUGAUCGGAAUCAUCGAAGUGGUACCCAACUGCAGAACGAUAUUCGAAAUUCAGUGUGGAUCGGGCAUUGUGAAUACGGCCGUCCGAGGCAUUGAUCCGAACUUUAUGAACAAGUGGAUCCGUAAAAAAUGCGGCCUAGAGUAAUAGGACCGUUCAGUUUUGUUCAAUUGCUGUAACAUUUCAGAGAAGAGAAGAAAAAGGACAAGAAAACAGUUCCGACGGAUCUUGAUGCGGCUGCGAAUGCGCAAGCGACGAAAAAGUACUUCGAGAGCGUCGACCGGUUCCUGUAUUCGUGUGUCGGAUAUUCAGUCUCCACCUACAUAAUGGGCAUCAAGGAUCGGCACAGCGACAACAUCAUGCUGACCGAGGACGGAAAACUCUUCCACAUUGACUUCGGACACAUUCUGGGCCAUGGAAAGACGAAGCUUGGAAUUCAAAGAGACCGACAGCCGUUCGUGCUCACAGAGCAUUUCCUGACCGUCAUUCGAUCUGGAAAGUCUGUGGAUGGCAAUUCGCAUGAACUUCAGAAGUAAGGAACAAAUAUUAAUUAUAACUACAAAUUUGAUUAUUGCAGAUUCAAGUCGUUAUGCGUCGAGGCGUACGAUGUGAUGUGGAAGAACAGAGAUCUGUUCGUUUCGCUCUUCACUCUCAUGCUCGGAAUGGAACUUCCCGAGCUAUCUACCAAAGAAGAUUUGGAUCAUUUGAAGGUUUAAAAACUUAUAUUAAAGCCUGAAAUACUGUUCAUUUCAGAAAACCCUCUGCUGCAAAGCCGAAACAAAGGAAGAAGCAAGCAAAUUCUUCGCAGGCGUCUACGAGGAAACCUUCAACAGUUCAUGGUCCACAAAGACGAAUUGGCUCUUCCAUGCCGUCAAACACUAUUAA
Messenger RNA from Caenorhabditis sp. 36 PRJEB53466, 4086 nucleotides. The record is from the annotation of a GenBank genome assembly. NCBI's taxonomy places the organism in Eukaryota, Metazoa, Nematoda, Chromadorea, Rhabditida, Rhabditidae.